AUGGCUACGGCUCAAGCUGUUGUGCUCAAGAAGCUUCCUAGAAGGGUUUGCCCCUCUCCCUCCCUGCCUCGCUUCCUGGCCUCAUUGCGCUCCUGGGGUGGAGCUGGGGCGAUCUGUGGCGGCCAGUUCUUCGACUGUGAUUUCUUCCUCUGCACGCUGGCAAUCUUGAGGGUCUUGGACGUUGUCCCCUUGUGCUUUGGCUCCUUCGUGGUUGACUUUGUGGAACUCACUGGCAUCAUCUUCUUCCUUGUCGAGGGCCUUCUGAUUGAGGUCCCUGUGUGGGGCGGCCAGUUCUUCUCCUUCGUCUACCUGAUUCUGCCCUUUGCUCUUCACAUUGGCAUUGGCAACAUGGAGUCUGCCGUUGUGAACGUGGACCAGCACAUGGAGGGAGAGGAGAAGCCGUCCCCCACAGAGAUUGCGGAAUCUGGCAAUGAGAUGGACGAGGACGUGAAGGAGGAAAUGCCGGCCGCACCAGUCAAGAAAAAGGAGAAGAGAAAAAGGGAAAGAAGGGCAAAACCUGUCUGUGUCCGUCGAGGUGAUCGAACCAAAGGGUCGACUGAUCCUCCUUCGAUCUCCGACCACGAUGAUGAUGAUGAGGAUGACGACGAAGACAUCGGUAGUCCUGCUAAGCGACCUCAUGAAGAUAGUGGUGCAAUCAAUGCUGCUGAGAUCAGAGAGUUGCUGUUCGGCCACGUUAAGGAGAUGAAACAAGCUUGGAGAUCAUUUCAAGGGCGUCUCGACAAGGUCGAAACGGUUCAGACACAGCAACAACAUGAGAUGGUGAAUCUUCGCACAAGGACUCAUAAGCUCGAGAAGGACACUGAAUCCAUGCGGCAGAUGAAUGACCAGACUAACCGCAACGUUGACCACCUCACCGAGGAAGUCAAGAACAUGAAGGUGCAGUGGGAGGAGAUUAAGUUGUCUGCUUGGCCUGCCGCUAAUGCUGUCAUGCCUCGGGACGCUAAGGACCCCAAGAACUCCGCCAUGACAUCCGACCCUUGGAGUGAGUACCUUCGUGGCAAGGGGAGAAACUUGGGGAGACAUGGAGACACUGAAGAUCAUCGUGCAGCUGCUGCUUCGUCUGCUGAUGGUGGAGGUCAGCGUGACAAAAACCCCGAUGCCCUGACCGAGGACGAAAAGCGAACAUUAGUUGUGGGAGGGUGGCUCCGCGACACUCGCCGAGCGGUCAUCGAGGAGGAAUCGGCGGCGCUCUUUGCCACAGAGAACAUCAAAAACCUGCUGGACUCCACGAAGCUCAUGAUCUAUGGUCCCAGACGCUCGGUCGGCAUGCUCAAGUUUCAACAACGAGAGGGUGAAUCCUAUGAGCAGAUGAAACACAGGAUGUGGGAGACCGUCAAGCUUGUUGCAGCUGCUAAAUACUCUCUGCCAAGCACCAAAGAAGGGGGUGAUGUGCGCACUCUCUGGGCAAGCUUUGUGAAAACCAAAUCAGCGAGGUCGAAAAGUGCCCUCGUCAGCAUGGUGAGGAGAGUUACGAUCGCUCUUGCCCUUGAUGCCAGAGAUGAACAAGGUUCUUGUGUUCAUGUGCUGAACACUCAGACGACGGCGUACGAUUGUGACUGGGGGCUGGGCACCAUUUGGUGCGGGGUGCACAAACUAGCGAGCGCGACUCACAAGGCGCCGAAAGAGGGCGAGCACGUUUUGGUCUCAGGAGGCUGGGUGUCCACAACCGCCAUCGCCCAAACUGCAGGCUGCUCCGUUGACGAGGCUAAACAAGCCUUGGAAAGGGAGCUGUGA
Symbiodinium sp. CCMP2592 is the source of this 1755-nucleotide messenger RNA. The record is from the annotation of a GenBank genome assembly. NCBI's taxonomy places the organism in Eukaryota, Dinophyceae, Suessiales, Symbiodiniaceae.